Ananas comosus (pineapple) is the source of this 3134-nucleotide messenger RNA. Its product is annotated as phosphoinositide phosphatase SAC1. Gene Ontology annotation, biological process: phosphatidylinositol dephosphorylation. Gene Ontology annotation, molecular function: phosphatidylinositol-3,5-bisphosphate 5-phosphatase activity. Gene Ontology annotation, cellular component: intracellular membrane-bounded organelle. Lineage: Eukaryota; Viridiplantae; Streptophyta; Magnoliopsida; Poales; Bromeliaceae. The coding region runs from base 56 to 2770 and encodes 904 amino acids. The transcript is spliced from 16 exons. The record is from RefSeq and is a predicted model, not a curated record.
AUUCCCCAUUUUGGGCCCUUCGUCUCCCUCCUCGCGACCUCGACCGCCUCCUCCCAUGGCGAAGCCCGAGAACUCGAAGCUCCUCGCCACGGUGGUGGCGAAGCCCGCUUCUCCCGACCCCGACGUCGACCCCUCUAAGUGCUCGCUCGAGAAGUUUCGCCUCUACGAGACCCGCGCCAGGUUUUACCUGGUCGGGAGCGAUCGGGAGAAGCGCUUCUUCCGCGUGCUCAAGAUCGACCGAAGCGAGCCCUACGAACUCAACCUCAGCGAGGAUCCCGUCGUGUACACGCCCCAGGAAGUGAACAACCUCCUCCAGCGCAUCAGCGAGGGCAAUCGCUCCACCGGAGGGCUCAACUUCGUCGCCAAGGUCUACGGCAUCGCAGGGUGCAUUAAGUUUUUGGAGUCGUACUAUUUGAUUCUUGUUACGAAGCGAAGGCAAAUUGGGGCCAUUUGUGGGCACGCGAUCUAUUGCAUUGACGAGAGCCAGAUGAUAACUGUCCCCCAUUCGUCCAUACAAUCUGAUGUUGCGCAUUCUAAGUCGGAGAUAAGGUACAAGAAGCUCUUGUCUAGUGUUGAUCUCACAAAGGACUUCUACUACAGUUACACGUAUCCGAUCAUGCAAAGCUUACAGAAAAAUGUCCUUUCAUCAGGAAAGGAGAAGAUGCCUUAUGAUAAUUUAUUUGUCUGGAACGAGUUUCUCACACGGCCGAUACGGUCAAGAUGCAGUAAUACGCUUUGGACUAUUGCUUUGGUUCAUGGACACUUCAAGCAGGCUAAGUUAUCAAUAUUUUGGCGAGAAUUUACUGUUGCCCUAAUUUCCAGACGGUCUCGUCAUUUUGCUGGGACACGGUACCUGAAAAGAGGAGUAAACGAUCUAGGCAGAGUUGCAAAUGAUGUUGAAACUGAACAGCUAAUCCUUGAUGAAGAAGCUGGGCUAAGCAGGGGUAGAAUGAGUUCAGUUGUGCAAAUGCGAGGUUCAAUUCCCCUUUUCUGGUCCCAGGAGGCUUCUAGAUUUAGUCCUAAACCUGAUAUCAUCUUACAGAGAUAUGAUCCUACAUACCAAGCAACGAAGUUGCAUUUUGAAGACCUGGUUCAGAGAUACGGAAAUCCAAUCAUUGUACUUAAUCUAAUCAAGACUGUUGAGAAAAGGCCACGAGAAAUGAUGCUGCGCCGUGAAUUUGCUAAUGCAGUCGGAUAUCUUAAUCAGAUUCUCCCAGAAGAAAAACAAUUGAAGUUCAUUCACUGGGAUUUCCAUAAAUUUGCUAAAAGCAAGUCGGCCAAUGUACUGGCUGUUUUAGGAGGAGUGGCUAGUCAAGCGCUCGACUUGACUGGUUUCUAUUGCAGUGGAAAACCCAAAAAUGAGAAAAACAGAUCAAAUCAGCUUAGUCGAACAAGCACUGGAAGAGAAGCUAGUUCUGGGGAUCUAUCCAGGUUGUCUAGUAAUAUAGAAAUUUUUAAGCCCACAUCUGCACAGGAAAGACGGAAGGAGUUGAAUCAACAGCGGUCAGUGGAAAAUGAGGCUCGUUUCCAAAGCGGGGUUCUCCGCACAAACUGCAUUGACUGCUUGGACCGUACAAAUGUCGCCCAGUAUGCUUACGGCCUUGCAGCCUUAGGUCGCCAACUCCAUGCAAUGGGGCUGUCAGAUGUGCCCAAAGUUGAUUCGAACAGCAGCAUUGCGGAAGCUCUCAUGGAAAUGUAUCAGAGCAUGGGGGACGCACUCGCUCAGCAAUAUGGAGGCUCCGCUGCACAUAAUACGGUUUUCCCUGAGAGGCAAGGAAAAUGGAAGGCUACUACUCAAUCUCGUGAAUUUCUGAAAUCCAUCAAGCGAUAUUACAGCAAUGCCUACACAGAUGGUGAAAAACAAGAUGCUAUAAACUUAUUUUUGGGUUAUUUCCAACCACAAGACGGAAAACCAGCUCUUUGGGAAUUGGACACAGAUUACUAUCUUCACGUUAAUGGUCUUGGUGAUGAGAUGGCUCUUGAUAACUACAAUGACAAAAGUUCAUCACUUGGCACACCACCCAAUGAAGCUCCUGGGAUUACUCUUGCACCAAUUCCUGCUUGUAAAGAGGACUUCUCAAGGAUGAAAUUCACAUCAUUUGAUAAACUAAUCGAGAGGACAUGCAGUCUAAUAAGGAACGUGAGGAUUUACAGCGAGUCUGAUGCCAGAUUGAGUGGCAGCAUUGGAAAUCCUGGAAUGGCACCAGAUGCAGCUGAAAUUCAGCUUAAAACCCCUAAUUGGUUGUUUGGUCAAAGAAAGUAUGAAGAAAGUGCUCCUGCUGCAAAAGUUCCAUUGCCUGAAAAUGUAAAUGGGGGGCUCAACAGAGAGUCAAGUGCCUCUGGCUAUGGUGAUUUGAACUGGCUUUCAUAUGCUGGUGAUUCAAGUGAGGAGGAUAUUUUUAGAAGGUAUCUUGCGACUGCAUCUCUUGAUGAAACCGAUGAUUGGUAUGGUGGAACAUUAAUUUAUGAUCAAGAUGAAAACAGUGAAGUUUACAAGCACUAUGCCGAACUUUGUCAGGGCCCAGUCAUGGAUCCGUUUGAGCACGACUCCGAGAAAGAGAAGCACUACGCUGAAGCACUGUACGUGGGGCUGGAUAGUGCAGAUUACGAUGCGCGCGUGGAGGCGGAGAUGGAGGCCGCCCUCAAGGAAUACGAGAUCAUCGGAUCGGACCUCGGGAUCGUCCCCUCAUGCAAGGCCCUCGCCGAGGACCCAACACGGCUGACGAGAUGGAUCAUCGGUGAAGAGAAGGUGCAGUUGUAUGGGAAGUGAACCCCAGCAAAUAAAAAUGUAUCAGCCAUUUUCUUACUUUCCGUGUAUGUCAUAUUGAUUCGUUUUAAUAGCUAUGUUUUAUCCGAUAUAAUUCUUCGAUACUAUCGGAUAAAGCCCAGUUACCGAGAUGGAUCGUCGGCGGAUAGAAGGUGCAAUUACAUAAAGAAGUAAACCUUGGAAAAAUGUGGUAGUCAUGUCUCAUUCUCCAUGUAUAUGAUGUGGAUUUGGGUUAAUAGCUAUGUAUCAAUUUGUACCUGAAUGUUAACAGUUCAUGUAGAAAUUAAUGUAAAGAAAAAUGAUUUACAAAUAGCAUGAAAGGCUAAAGUAAUGGAAACUAUUUACUGGCUCCUUUUGCAAUUUCUUA